Molecule: messenger RNA, 4401 nt
Organism: Clonostachys solani
Lineage: Eukaryota; Fungi; Ascomycota; Sordariomycetes; Hypocreales; Bionectriaceae
Source: the annotation of a GenBank genome assembly
AUGUCGGGACUCGAGGGACUUGGCCUCGCAGCUAACAUAAUUGCAGUGAUUGAUCUAUCUGCGAAAGUCAUCUCAUGGUGCUACCAAUACUCCAAGGACGUCAAGAACGCCAGGGCCGACAUCGAGCAACUCCAGCAGGAAACAAAUAGACUCAAGAUCGUGGCUGAAGAUAUUCGCAAUCUCCUUGAAGGCCCGAACGGUGCGAAAUUAACGACAGCUAAACGAUUAUCCACCGCGGCGGGUCAAGUUCGUUCAGUUCUCGAUACAGUGGAUAAGACUUUGAGCAAUCAGAAGGGACUCAGACGGUUCGGUCUUCGUGCGCUGAAGUGGCCCUACGAAAGCAAAGAUGUGGAGGGGCUGCUACAAGAGCUUGUUCGAACACGCGAGAUAUUUCAUCUCGGUUUACAGAUUGAUCAAACGAAUAUCAUUAUUGGUAUUGACGAGAGAGCGAAACUGGACCGUAUCCCUGUUGCUGAAGGAGCAUCCUCACAUGCAGAUGACCAAGAUGCCACGACCUGCCUUCCAGACACUAGAGUGCAGCUCCAACAAGAUAUAUGGGAGUGGGUUAAUAGUGACACUGCCAAACCCAUUAUGUGGCUGAGCGGUAGUGCUGGCACAGGAAAAUCGACCAUCUCCCUGACGGUCUCCAGCGAGUUUGAGAAGGUCGGCAUCCUUGGCGCAACAUUUUUUUUCACGCGGACACAAAAGGACCGAUCCAACCUGUCCAAAUUCGUGUCGACCCUUGCUGCCGACUUGGCAGUCAAAAUCCCGGAGACUUGUCGGCACGUUCUGGAUACAGUCGAAAACCAGAGCGAUAUCUUCAAGAAGGGCGUCGGGGAUCAACUAGACCAACUCAUUAUCGAUCCUAUCAUCCAAUGCUCAGCGAUCCGUGGGCAGCGCCCCAUUGUCAUCGUCAUAGAUGCUCUGGAUGAAUGCGAGAGAGAAGCAGAUAGCAGGUCCCUUAUUCAGCUACUGACCAGAUCCAAGAUCGCUCAAGUGUCGCAUCUUAGAAUCCUCCUGACAAGCCGACCCGAGUUGCCUAUCCGGCUGGGCUUCAGCCUAGCGGAUUCUGAAUCGUUCCAGUCUCUCACCCUGCAUGAUAUACCUGAUGAAGUUAUCCGGAAAGAUAUCCUCACUUUCCUCUUGUUCCACUUAAGCAAGAUCAGAGAGGAGUACAACGCGUCCGAAAUUUCUCAUGGUCGGAAGUUGGACCCAGCGUGGCCGGGAAAAGAAAUGACCCAAACAUUGCUCGGGAUGUCGGUGCCUCUAUUCAUCUUUGCCGCCACUGUUUGCCGUUUCAUCGGCGAUCACGUAUAUGGACAUCCAGACAAGCUGCUGUGCGAGGUUCUCGAUUUUGGAACAAAGAGCCAAGAAUCCCAGCCUCAGCUCGACAAGACCUAUUUCCCCGUAGUCAAUCAGUUGAUAGCAGGACGGUCAACGAAGCAUCAGCCACAGAUUUUACAACGGUUCCGGUUGGUCGUUGGGUCUAUGAUUCUCCUAGCGACCCCCCUUUCGAAGCAAACACUUGGAAGGAUCUUGGGGAUUGAAGAUGACGAGAUUGACCACCUUCUGGACGGCUUACACUCUGUUGUCGACAACCCAUCCGCACCAGAAUUGCCAAUAAGGUUCUUUCACCUCUCAUUUCGAGACUUUCUUCUCGACCUCGAUAAGCAAGACAGUCCAUUUUGGGUAGAUGAGACCAAAUCGCAUGCCCAUCUUGCGUCAAGGAGCCUAAUUACUCUAAACAACACCCUAAAGCAAAAUAUUUGCGGUAUAACCGAUUGGUCCAAGUCUCGGAAGGACCUCAACUUAGAGUCCGCGCAGAUCGAGUCUUUUCUCUAUCCAGAAGUUCAGUAUGCGUGUAUAUACUGGGUGCAUCAUUUUGAUAUGGCUGGCGCGGACCUUGUUGAUGACGGGCAGGUUUUCGCUUUUAUGAAAACUCAUUUUCUGCAUUGGCUAGAGGCUCUUAGUCUACUUGGCCAAGCUCACGAGUGUACUCUUUACAUCAAGACACUCCAAAGAAUAUCAAACCCGGUACAUGGAAAGGAGUUGUUGAAAUUUCUCCACGACGCUGAAUAUUUCACCCUUGCCUAUACAAGUGCGAUUGAUACAUUUCCACUCCAAAUUUACUGGUCACUGCUCGCUUUUACGCCUGUAAAGAGCAUAUUUCGAAAGCUGUACACGAGCACGGUGAAUGGGGGGACAAUCAUUCGGAUAACAGGUGAAAGCGAAUGGAGUUAUUGUGUACAGACACUCAAGGCUACGCACGCAGACCGUCCGCAACAUGUGGCAUUCUCCCAGGACUCGGCAUUGAUCGCAACGACAGAUUCGCUUGGUGGUAUAUGGGUUUGGAACACCGUCAACGGAGAGCUUGUUAGGAACAUUAAGCCUCCUGAUCAUGUGGAAUGUCUCGUUCCACCUCUUUUUUCGCCUGAUUCGUCACUCAUCUGCUCAACCGCGCUCACAUGGAGUCACACCACCAACCAGGUUUGGGACAUUAUCACGGGGCAACAAGUUCUAGGCACUGCGCGCCUACCCUCAAUCGGUGGGGAUCUUGGCACCUUUCCACCCCCUACUGCGUACAUCGAAAGACAAUCAGAAAGUACCAUGGGGAUCUGGCGUCUGGAACAAGAUUUCCCCCAGGUAGUAGGCCUGGUCAGGGCUCGGGAUGCAAGCGACUUAAAGUAUGCCUGCUCAGUUGAUUGUAAACUCAUUGCAAUUUCUGGAAAAGACAACGGAAAGUAUGAAGCUUGGACUCAGAUCCGGAAUGUCAACUCAGGCACUCUUGUUUCUUCGUGGCGGCAGCAAUUUCUUCAAGUCACAUGCUCAAUCUUUUCGCCUGAUUCAGCUUUGCUAGCCGUGUGUGGGCUACGUUCGUAUAGACUGACAGGCCAUCUGUCCCUCUAUGAUGUCAAAACUGGUGAGCCUCUGGAAACAUCGUUCUCUGGAGUCCCGCCAUAUGUAUGGUCAGUUGCGUUCUCUCACGACUCGGUGUUGGUGGCUACCGGCUCUAUAAGGGGAGAGAUUCACUUAUGGCGUACGGAAACCGGCGAGUGCGUACAAACUUUAGGCGGCUAUAGCCACGGGAUUACAAGCAUUGUCUUUUCCCACGAUUCCAGGUUGCUGGCAUCCGCUUCCGAAAACAAUACUGUACGCCUUUGGAGAGUCGCCGAGGCCGGAAAUAACAGCCUUGGGGAACAGAAGCUGCAUAGAGAAACCCACACCAUAACGAUUUCUCCAAAUUCGAAGAAGAUAGCUACUUUGGAUGACGCGGGAUUGUGUAUGUGGAGCGCUGAUACGGGUGAAUGCACUUGGUCUUAUCGUUGUCAAGCCAAUGCCAAGCUGUUGUUUUCCCCCAAUUCGGCUUUCAUCCUCGUUCAAGAGAAGAAAGAAUUCGGAAAAAUCAACAAAAGUGGACUUUUGCAUACGGAUACAGGGGACUGUGUGUCUCUUAACGGUCAGGCUCAGAAGAGCCGAGAGGGAGCUUUCUCCAAUGAUUCAGAGCUCCUUGCAUUUACGGACGGCGAUAGCUCGGCAUCAUAUAUAUGCGUCUGGAGAACCACCACUGGAAACUGUGUCCAACGGUUUGAAUGUCCAAAGGGCAACUGGGACAAUUUGAGCUUCUCGCAAGACUCAAAACUCAUUGCGGGUAUUGGCCGCGGCAUCAUUUGUACCUGGGACAUAACAAGCGGCCAGUGCCGCCAACAAACAAUGCCAGAAACCUAUGUUAACGCAUCCUAUCUUUCCAUAACAUUCUCUCCCAAUUUGGAUUGGGCUGCGGGUAUCAAUUUAUAUAACGAGAUUCGGGUAUGGAAAUGCGAUACAGGCAAGCUAAUACACGAUUGUUACGUUCCAUCACUAGACCUCAGGACCUUCGACAUGACUUACGCCAUCAUUUUCGUUCCAAAUUCUAAUUAUAUCAUAGUCAGUUCAUCUUCUGGCUUGAUUUAUGUCUGGGAUUUUCAAACAGGCAUCCGCAUGGCCAGGACAAAGAAUCUUUACCCCCAUCAUGGAGCUGUGAGUUUUCAAUCAGAGAGUUCGCAGCUACUCGUUGGGACUGGGGCGGUUGAGUUGGUUAACCUUCUCCCUUAUCCGCUACCAAAUUCUCCGUCUUCUUCGUCUGAGAGGCUCGACAAGUCUAUUGAGCCCCGUCGCUCUGGCUACGGGAUCAGCCUCGACUAUAGUUGGAUUACCUGGGAUGAUGACAAUUUCUUCUACCUACCACUAAGCUACCAGCCGGACGAAUUCGACGCAAUUCUCGUAUCGGGGUCUGUAGUCAUUAUUGGCUAUAAAAGGCUAAGAAAGACGGUUGUUUUUAAGUUCACCUCUGCCAGAGGAAGUAAGCCAGUGGCAGACAUACAUUUCAUUGAUCAUUGCAAGCCAAUACCAUCUCGUCGAUGA